GACGCGGCAAGCUCGCGUCCAGGGUUGUGCGAAACGGCGUCAGCAGAGGUCGAUGUGCGAGGGCGCCAGUUGUUACAAAACUGUUGGGUUGCAGGACGAGAGAAAUGCACGGCGAGCUUGGACGGCGGGAGCCGCACGUGACGCCGCCGAGUCGAAGGCUUUUCACUCGCUUUAUGACUAGGCAUGCCGUUCCUGCGUCCAAUUGCUCCUCGCUCCGGGCCAUAUGCGCCGUCAUAAGCAGCGCUGGUUUUUUAUGCUUCGCCAAUGACGACAGCGCGGUCGUGGCAGCACUGGGCGCAGCCCAAUCGCCGGUGAAGCCGGGCCUCUCUGUUCGCAGGCGCGCGCGGCGGCCUCCAAGCUUGCUAGAGCGGCGCUCCCAACCAUGGAAGCUCCUGAGGGCGACUCUGCCGCUGUCGCGCGCUCAAUUGAGAGCUGUCUUCGCGGUGGUGUUUCAUUCACGCCACGGCGAUUCAGGCCGCAUUAUCGAUAACGCUCCCUCUCGUGAGGGUUACGCGGCGCCCGUCAAGCCCAAAUUGCGCCCACACAGCCAUUUCCGCGCCCAGGCCCGCGCCCCGAUUCAUCGUUCCCGCCGCCCUCGCCCUCCUGUUAUCGCUGCGCGCCGUCCAGGGCCGGGUCGGAUAAGAGCAGCCUGCCACUGAGAAGGUCUUCCGAGCACGCUGCCGAGAGACGCCGGGCAGUGCGCGGCCAAGGGCCAAACCACAGAUGAAAA
Messenger RNA from Trematosphaeria pertusa, 730 nucleotides. RefSeq lists its product as uncharacterized. Lineage: Eukaryota; Fungi; Ascomycota; Dothideomycetes; Pleosporales; Trematosphaeriaceae. The transcript has a single exon. The coding region runs from base 105 to 659 and encodes 184 amino acids. The record is from RefSeq and is a predicted model, not a curated record.